AGAUUCACCUUCUUCUCUUCCGAGAUUGAUGAGACCAUCCACGCACCUGAGCUGGGCGGCCUACUCAUGCCUGGCGAGUCUUUCAGAGACUUGUUCGAGCUUGGCCCUGAUGGAGGUGUAUGGUGGCUUGAUAUGCUCAACCCCUCUGAAGAAGAGAUUACAUCUAUCUGCAAAGCAUUCGGUGUCCAUCCGUUGACUCGCGAGGAUAUCGCCACUCAGGAAACGCGUGAAAAGGUUGAGCUUUUCAGAUCCUACUACUUCGUCUGUUUUCGUUCCUUCUACCAGGAGGACAAGGAGAGCGAGGACUUCAUGGAGCCUAUCAACGUCUACACAGUCGUCUUCCGCGAGGGUCUACUGACUUUCACCUUCUGCAACAAUCCUCAUGCGGCUAAUGUUCGCAAGCGUAUUGGUCGGCUUCGUGAUUAUGUCAACCUCAGUGCCGACUGGAUUUGCUACGCCUUGAUUGACGACAUUGUCGAUGCCUUUGGACCUGUCCUGCGUGACGUCGAACACGAAGCGGAUGGAAUUGAGGACAGCGUUUUCACUGCACGCUUCGAGGAUUCACGCGCCAUACUGCGACAAAUUGGUGUUUGCAGAAAGAAGGUCAUGUCUUUGCUGCGCUUGCUUGGCGGAAAGGCAGAUGUCAUCAAGGGCUUUGCCAAGCGCUGCAACGACCAAUACAGCAUGGCACCACGUGGUGAUGUCGGUCUGUAUCUUUCUGACGUUCAAGACCACGUUGUCACCAUGAUGAGCAACUUGUCUCAUUUCGAAAAGAUUCUUUCUCGUAGUCACUCCAACUACCUUGCUCAGAUUUCAGUCGACAACAUCGCCCAAGGCAACAAGGCCAACUCGCUGCUCUCUAGAGUCACUGUCUUGGCCACUAUUCUCGUUCCCCUUAACCUGGUAACUGGCCUUUUCGGCAUGAACGUCCGUGUGCCUGGCAUGGAUGGAGGCAAUCUCGCUUGGUGGUUUGGAAUUGUUGGAUUCAUGCUCAUCUUCGUCGCAACUUGUCUGCUUACUGCCUGGAAGCUUGGCCUGCUUGAAGAUGUUGUACCGGAGCGCGAGGAGGAGUUGUGA
Aureobasidium subglaciale EXF-2481 is the source of this 1077-nucleotide messenger RNA. RefSeq lists its product as uncharacterized. The record is from RefSeq and is a predicted model, not a curated record. Lineage: Eukaryota; Fungi; Ascomycota; Dothideomycetes; Dothideales; Saccotheciaceae. Gene Ontology annotation, cellular component: plasma membrane. The transcript has a single exon. The annotation marks the transcript as partial. Gene Ontology annotation, biological process: magnesium ion transmembrane transport; intracellular magnesium ion homeostasis. Gene Ontology annotation, molecular function: magnesium ion transmembrane transporter activity.